This is a messenger RNA of Pleurotus ostreatus (oyster mushroom), 4770 nucleotides long. RefSeq lists its product as uncharacterized. Bases 1 to 4770 code for a protein of 1589 amino acids. NCBI's taxonomy places the organism in Eukaryota, Fungi, Basidiomycota, Agaricomycetes, Agaricales, Pleurotaceae. Gene Ontology annotation, molecular function: ribonuclease III activity; RNA binding. The record is from RefSeq and is a predicted model, not a curated record. Gene Ontology annotation, cellular component: nucleus; cytoplasm; RISC complex. The transcript is spliced from 16 exons. Gene Ontology annotation, biological process: siRNA processing.
AUGCUGAGACACUGGAAAGACAGCUGGAAAGGCCGGACCCAGCCUCCCGGCCCUCUCAAUGAGGACGACAGCAUUCUGGGCUCCAAUGCGCAGAGUGGACUUGCGAGUAGCUCGGCCAGGCUUACCAUGCCAGGCGGGGCGGCGGCAAAUCCUCCUGCAGAUGCUUUGCAUACCCCAGCAUCUGCCGCGCCUCCUCUGGGGGGGUCCGAUAAUGCUGAAGGCUCCAGACCUGCAAAGCGUCGGAAGCUUUCGUCGACCGAGGAGACGGAAUCUCCUGCAGGUUCGAUCAGCCAGCGUCUCCCAGAGAUCCAUGGCAAUGUGGCGGAGCAGUCUGUCCAUCUGCAUCAUCUUCCGGUAUCCGACCACAUAAACCACAUACUCGAACAAGCCAGACGAGAGAACACCAUUGGCGCCCUGUCUACACAACGAGCUUCAUACGAACUCAUAACUCAAUUUGCCGAGUGGACCAUCCAAAGCACGGAUCGGCCUGUCCUUCUCGUCGUUGCGAGUACUCCCUGCGUCCAAAACAGUGCUCUAGCGUUGCGGUCGCGCGGUAUCGCUGUCGAGGAACACCUAUCACCGCCGAACGCGCGGACCCUGACUUCCGGCGCCGUGCAUAUAGUUGAAGUUGCGGCUCUUCUCGACUCCUUACACCGCCAUGUACUGUCGCUGUCCGACUUUCAGACAGUUAUCAUUGAUUCCUUCAAGGAACAAGAACAGGGUACACAUACCUCCUUAAUGACAGCUAGCAAGGUCAUGGAACACUACUCCUCAUUGCCCAAAUCUCUCUCUCCACGAUUACUUGUCCUUGUCCAUUCUUCGUACGCCUCUUUCGAAAAGAACAUAUUCGAAGUUGAAGCAAUAUUCCGGUCAACGCUUGUUGAAACCUCCGAGCAACACACAGAACGUCCCUCGUCCCUUUCAGCAGGUCCAAGCGAAGUUGUUGUUAUCACCUACGGUUCCCCUCCAGCUAUUAGCGACACCAAGUUGAUGGCAGAAUUGAAGCUGCUGGAUCCAGGCGAGAAAAUCCUGCGUCGACACUUCAAAGCGUCACGACGGGCAUUGAGCCAAGUUGGUUUAUGCGCUGCUGACUUAGUGUGGCGCCGCGCUCAGCAGGCGAUCGAAAGAACUUCCAAUAGAACCCCGAGCCACCCAGGUCAGAUCGAUCACAACAAGCCCCCCAUCUCUGGAACGCACGCCGUGGAUCAGCAGUCAAAAUGCCUUCAAACAAUCAAGAACUGGAACUACACGAUGCCGAACUUAGACGCCAGUUCGCAGGGAUUUAAUGUGACCCCCAAACUACUUAAGCUCGUCGAACUACUGAAGGCCUGCCAACCAUAUGGAGAAGAGUUCAGAGGGAUUGUCUUUGUCCAUAAGCGAGUGAUUGCCUAUGUCAUAGUGGACAUGCUACGCUCACUAGGGGAAGAAUUCCCCUUCUUGCGUCCUUUGCAGCCACAAACACUUCUUAGGCAAUUUUCGGCCGGUACCUACAAUUUCCUUGUAGCGACGAAGUCCUUCGAAGACCUUGGCGUCCCAAAAGCCUCUGUAGUCAUCCGCUUUGACCUAUUCCAUAGCCACGUUUCGGAGGCCUAUGUUCGUUCGUGUGCUCGAGGACGAGAAAGUCACCUCAUCUACAUGGUGGAACAAGAUAAUGCUGCGCAACGUCGAGUCUUGUCAGAAAUCACCCAGCCGCAUCCUGAUAUUCUGCGGUGGUACGAUACUGUCUCUCAGGAUCCUAGAAGUACCGCGCCACCGGCCAACAUCUACGAGUCGGUAGAUCCAUAUCUUUCAGAAAGUGAAGACGAAGACCUUUGCUCCGAACCAUCGGUGAUCGAUCCGACAACUAGCGGGCGCAUUUACCUACAGGAUGCAACAGCGGUAGUCUACCGCAUGGCCGCUACCCUCGUCCCUCAAACAUCUCAUGGGGAUCACUUCCAUAGCCGCCCGCUUUUCCAAUUCACAGAAUCAUCUACUCCCGAUGGUGCCGGUAGUUAUAUUUGCACGGUAACUCUUCCGCCGCCGUUGAUGAAAGAUAUAGCGGGGCUUCCUUCGCCAUCCCUGGCUCAGGCUAGGCGCUCAGCUUGUUUUCAAGCAUGCACACUUUUAGCUCAGGCAGGAUCCCUAGAUUAUCGUUUAUUCCCAUUUUCCUUCAGCUAUGCCUUAGAUACUGGCACGAAACCCGCGGCUUCCUUUCCCGCACUCAAUGGCCCAUCACGCAGCGCCAAUGUCGCUAAUAUUAUCCCGGACGAGCAAAGUGGGUCUGGUACGAGAACGUACGCUCAGAAAAGGCCGGACUUCUGGGGACACUGUGCGGCCGGUCACCCCAUAGACACGUUAUUUCCCACUAUUGUCUCCGUCGACCAACUCGGAAGUUCAGAAUAUUACGCGCCGAUGCUCUUACUUGUCAGACGUCCACUUCCUACACUACCCCCCUUCAAGAUCUUUUUCUCCGGAUCACCAGCCACGGUCCAAUUCCAACGUGCCGCCCCACUUGCAGUGAACCAAACCAAACUCGAAUCCCUCCAUUCCUAUACGGUGCGACUCAGCCGGGCGAUAGGCAACAAACCGUAUAUGUGCGCAAUCGAAGACGCCCUUUUCUUCCUUGCACCUCUGGACUCCGCACAAGGCACGCCUCCCAUGAGCGGUGAUCAAUGGAAUCCACCGUCCGUAGAAGAUCUUAUUCCAUGGGCAUCUGUGGCUUCUGCUGCUGCUGCGUGGGCAUUGCCAUUGAAGGAUGACAAUGAAAAUACUCUCGGUGACGACAUGAAAGAUGCCGUGAUCCAGGAUAGAUGGGUGGAAUUUACUAGGCGCUAUGAAGUGGUUAAACUCAGAAGGGACUUAACACCCCUGAGCAAGCCAGAUGACAGCCUCCGAGAAGCGGAAUACCCGAACCUGCUGGAGUAUUGUAAGGCUCGAAGGCACGGUUUCGAGGGUCUCAAGAAAGAUGAUCAACCUUUGAUCGAGGUUUCGAGAGUUCCUCCUUUCCUAAACCGCCUUAGCCCAACGACGCCCAGCAGCGAGGCAACCGAGACGGUCAAAGCUGGCGCCAAAUACCUACAACUAACUAUAUCCACACCGCACAGUACUUUCCGGACAGCCUUGGCCCUACCAUCAAUCUUGAGAAGAGUUGAUGAGCUUCUUCUCAUCAAGGAAUUAAACGCCAGGUUGUUUGAUUACAGCGUCCGCGAAGACUUGCUUCACAUGGCGGUAUCCACUCCUUCUUCUGCAAUAGAAUACGAUUACGAAAGGCUAGAACUUCUUGGUGAUGCCUUCCUGAAGUAUCUAUCAUCCGUAUACGUAUUCGUCUCAAACCCUACGGCCAACGAGGGUGCCUUACACUUCAUACGGCAGCGAUUAAUUAGCAAUAAAUCGUUGCUGCAAAAUGCUACACGUGCGGGCUUACCUGGUUACAUCCUUUCAAAGCCGUUUGUUACCAAAUUUUGGAAACCCGUCAACUAUCAACUUGGGCAAGCGACGUUGUCUCCGGGCAACAAUUUUGCGGAGGGCAGUAGCAGUCAGGGACAGUCGACGGAUGGACAGCCUUUGCCAGAAAUCGAACCUGGAGAUCUUUCGACCCUUGAAGUUUCUCAUACUACGCCUUUCGAGACAAAAGAUGGUACAAAGAGCCAGAAAAGGCGAGGGAAAAAGAAACGGCAACAAAUAGGGCAAGACACUCAAGUGCUAGGGGAUAAGGCAGUUGCCGAUGUCGCCGAAGCUAUCAUUGGGGCAGCAUACAUUACGGGAGGUCGUGAAACGGCCCUUCGUGCUGCAAAGACUCUCCAUGUCCCUAUUCUUAAUAUCGACCAGUGGUCCGACUUCCGCCACAAAGUUCAGGCGCCUUUGCCUUCAGCGAGACUAUCAUCAGACAGCAUUGAUGCUGUAGAGACAAUCAUCGGUCACAAGUUUAUUCGGCCGCAAUUACUAGCUGAAGCGCUCACACACAUAUCAAUUCAUGGCAAGGACACGACCUCCUAUGAGCGCCUCGAAUUCAUCGGAGAUGCCAUCCUUGAUUUCAUGGUGAUUCGGCAUAUUUACGACCGCUAUCAACAGCUUUCCCCUGGCGGUUUGACUCUUCUCAAGGGCGCAAUGGUUUCAAACUCGGCGUUAGCGGCGGUCUGCGUUUGGUCUGGUUUGCACAAACAUAUAUUAUUGGAGUCACACAAUUUAUCAGCGACAAUCGAUACCUACGUCAAUGGGCUUAGUGCGCUGGAAGCUACCGAGCGCGAGGCAGCCAAGUCAGACGGCAGGCCACUGGGUCAAUAUUGGCUAGAACUUGAACCACCGAAAGCGCUAUCAGAUGUUGUGGAGUCAAUAAUUGGCGCUAUAUAUCUCUCGGAUGACCUUUCUCCGGAAGGAACCGAGCGAUUCUUCGACAAAGUCCUCCGACCUUUUUUUGAUGGGCACAUCACAUUACGAACGCUUUCUCACCAUCCGACCAAAACACUGCUUGAGGUAUUCCAGGCACAUGGUUGUCACCAAUUCGAAAUCUCCAAAGAGAAGGAUGCGACCCAUCCCCAUGUUUCUGUUGUGGUUCACAACGUUAUUUUAGCCGACGCACAGGAUGCCAAUGCAUCGUUGGCGGCUAGGCGCGCAUCCAUCACGGCACUGGAUGCAUUAGAAGGUGACCCCAACUUUUUGAACAGAGCCUGCGAUUGCCGCACAAAUUCCGUGGAAGCGAAGAAGAAGAAAGUGGCUAUGGAGGACAUGCUUGCGGGGUUGGGAGAGGAAGAGCGUGCCAGAGGGAAUCCGGCGAUGACGAUCGAUCCGUAA